Haplochromis burtoni (Burton's mouthbrooder) is the source of this 2934-nucleotide messenger RNA. Its product is annotated as beta-1,3-galactosyltransferase 2. Gene Ontology annotation, cellular component: membrane. Gene Ontology annotation, molecular function: N-acetyl-beta-D-glucosaminide beta-(1,3)-galactosyltransferase activity. The record is from RefSeq and is a predicted model, not a curated record. The transcript is spliced from 2 exons. Lineage: Eukaryota; Metazoa; Chordata; Actinopteri; Cichliformes; Cichlidae. The coding region runs from base 1615 to 2880 and encodes 421 amino acids.
UUCCUCAUUCUGCAGAGUGGGUGUGAAUACAAAUAGGUCAGUAGCCCAACCCCCUCCCCUUUAACAGAGCAGGCAGCAACAGCAGCAAAGACGGCGUGACGUGGUGAGAGAGCGUAAUGCCACCGAGCCUAGAGCUGCCUUUCAGAGCGAGCUCACAACUCACAGCUCUUCCUUCCGUUCAUCUUCCUCCUUCCCCGUUGCUUUCAUUCCUCUAGCUAGAAGGAGCAGUGCGUGAGAGGCAGCUGAAUAGGGAGGGGGGAUAAGCAUAAAAACCGAAAUCUGAACGAUCUGAGAAACACAGUGGACAGCGGGCAUGUGAAUCAAAGAGGAAGAACAAGAGGAAACGAGGAUAAGGACAGCAAGGGGGAGCAAAGCUGAACGGAGACAUGUAGGCUUAUUUAUCAUUCAGAUGUGAAUCCCAUCUCUGCGUGCCUGCUUUGAUAUACACAACAUGACAGCGGGGACAGUAAAAGGACCCAGGGCUGCAGCUUACUGUCAACUACCGUCUCUCCUCUCUCUUCGGCCAUGAGCAAAAGAAGCAGCACACCACAGCUAAAAUCAAGCCUCUAGGGACAAUGCGCCAAGGCAGAUUGAGAGACUGCAACACCUCAAACAUGCUCUGGCCAGGCAUACAUGCAUGAACUAGCAGCACAUUUGUGCACGCAUGAGGCAAAAAGCUAGGAUUACCUGGAAAAAUUAAUUUCCCUGGACUGACUACAGAAACCUUACCAGCCAAAGAAGAGGACAAUUUGACAUAUGCUGCAGGAAAAAAAAAAAGUGAGGACAUGGGGCUGUGUGCAUUUAUGAUGUGGCCAAAAGCACCGCAGGAACAGAGACCGAGAGGCCAGUCGGAAUGUGUGAAGACUAAUUUAUCCAGCAGCGAUGAAUACCACAGAGACAAGUUUUUAGACUAAAAAAGGUGAGUUUAUGUUGUGAAGAAUUGAAAAUACAGACGAACAUCGACAUAAAAACAGUCAUAACAGAUGACUGAUAUAAUUCACUCCUCUGGUUGUGGUUUAACUUACAGGAUGUAAAGGGUGUGUCUUUCUAAAGGGAGAAAAACUUAUUUCUACUGAAGCAUGCAGCAGUGGAGAGAAUUUAAACUCUCUCAAAGUCCUCUCUGUUAUGUUAGGCUCCUUUGUUUUGUAAUUUUCUUAAAAAAAAGAAAGAAAACUGAUCUGGAUUCUGUAGAACAGGCAAAAACUACACCGUCUGUUGACAUUCUACAAUUAGCCACAACUAGCAUUCUAGCAUUAUUACAUGAAAACUAACAAAACGAGUGGGGUAGAGGAAGACGUCAAAGCAGGUAAUUUGUAGAUUUUAAUGUCGAUAUAAAAGCCUACGAACUAUAUUUAGACUAUAGAAAUGUACCCUCAUUACAUUAAUAUGAUAUCAAAUAUGUUUAAAAACAACAGGAUGGGCCAAUCAAGUUGUGUAUUUCUCCAAAUCAAGAAAUGAAAACGUGCUCACCAGAUUGCUGCAAAGUUUUCUUAACUUGGCUGGCCAUCACUGGGUAUCAACAAAGUGAUUUAUAUUACUCAUCAACAGGAGCUGAAACCCUGCUGACAACUGGAUUGAAGCGUAACAACUGUCAAGACUAGAAGUGUCGAAACCAUGCAGUGGAAACGACGCCACUGCUGUAAACACACAGCUAAACUUCUGUAUCUGCUCUCUCUGCUGGGUGUGCUGUUCUUUCUAGUCCACCAGGUGUGGCUGCCGAGGCUCACUGGUAUGCCAUGGUGGAGAGGGCAUCCUCUGGUGUAUGGAGGUGGAGCAGCUCACACCACCAAAGCCAAAUGGAACACAAGCACCCGCCAUUCACAGUGGAGGUUCGUCAUCAUUCCUCAACAGACUGACGCCAACAUCAGCUCCCGUGAAAAUCAGGGAGUUUACCCAACUCAACCAGACCCAAAUUUUCAGAACGUUCUGGCAGCAAACACAAGCCAAAGAGAUGACGCAGACCUCAGCGCCGUGAUAACCCACGGACCGUACCCUUACAUCAUUAACGAGCCUGAUAAAUGUGCAGACAACACAGCUGCGCCAUUUCUGGUGUUGCUGAUUGCCACUGAAGCUCGGCAGGUGGAGGCGAGGAAUGCUAUACGGCAGACGUGGGGGAACGAGAGUGUUGCUCCAGCUCUGGGAUUUAUCCGGCUCUUUCUGCUGGGGAAAAAAGAUGGAGAACUGGGACUUCUACAACAAAGGAUGCUAGAAGCAGAGAGCCGGAGGCAUCAUGAUAUCAUUCAGCAGGACUUCCUGGAUUCUUACAAAAACCUCACCAUAAAGACACUGAUGGGACUAAACUGGGUUGCAAUGCACUGUCCGCACACCAGCUACGUCAUGAAGACAGACAGCGACAUGUUCGUCAACACAGAGUACCUCAUUUUUAAGCUGCUCAGGCCUGAACUGGAGCCCAGGAAGAACUACUUCACAGGAAACAACAUGAGAGGCUACGCACCCAACCGAAAUAAAAACAGCAAGUGGUACAUGCCCCCGGAGCUGUACCCAGGUGACAAGUAUCCCACCUUUUGCUCUGGGACUGGUUACGUCUUUUCUGGGGAUCUCGCAAGGAAAAUCUAUCAAGUGUCUUUACGUAUCCCCCAUCUGCAUCUGGAGGACGUGUUUGUGGGAAUAUGUCUGGCCAGCCUCGGAAUCGAACCCACGCCACCACCAAACGAGUUCUUAUUCAACCACUGGCGAGUAUCUUACUCCAGCUGCAAGUACAGCCAUCUGAUAACAUCACAUGGGUUUCAUCCCAAUGAGCUCCUGAAAUACUGGCAUCACCUUCAGAGCAACAAGCGAAACGCCUGCAUCAACGCAUUUAAAGAGAGAGCAGGCAGGACACACUUACACAGAGUGACUGGAGAGAAAUCAGCUGAGUGAAAGGACACUGUUACACUCACAUGCUCACUGUUAAAAAUGAAAUAAAUAAAUAAA